GUGUGUGUUUGCGUCGGCGCGCGUGUCAGUAUUUGGUUUCGUGUGAAGGAGAGCGGCCACGAUCCUUCUUCCUCCACACCUGCGGAGCAUUUUAACUUACCAAAAAAAACAAAAAGAAGGAAUACCUCACCAUUUUUUGACCCAAACAAUGACGGAUUUAAGGACUUUGGCCCCUGUUGUCCUCUUGGUGUUCACUUUGGGGACAGUUUUAGCGCAAACGACCGCACCUGCACAAGUUUGUGAGUCCAAGAAUGGCACCAGCUGUGAAGAAUGUCUGGGGAAUGUGACAUGCUUGUGGUGUAUAACAACCCGCUCGUGUUUGACUUAUCCUGUGAGGACCAUCCUGCCGCCGCAUGCCCUCUGUCCGCUCAAUGAUGCACGCUGGGGGCUUUGUUGGAUCAACUUUAGGAACUUGAUCAUCACCCUCUCAGUGCUGGGCGCUGUUCUCAUCAUUGCCUUUCUAGUGUGUCUGUUCUGUUGCUGCAAGUGUGAAAACUUUGGAGCUUCAAGGUUUGCGGCUAAGAUGGAGAGACAGGUGAACAAAACAAAAUCCAAACAGGAGGAGAGGCGGGCCGAGAUGAAGCAGAGACACCAGGAAGUCAGAAAGAAAUAUGGCUUAACCGGAGCAAAUGCUUACUCCAAAUUUGGAUGAGACGAUUCCUGAACUGGGACUUUUAAUUUAACAGAGUUUUAUCCAUGACUUUUUUGUAUCUUCGUCUUUAUAUGUUGCAAACCAAGAAGCUGUAAGAAAUUUCUACUAAUGCCUCCUUUUCCACUGCAUGAUACCUGCUCUGCUCUGCUUCACUUGCUUUUAGGUACUAUUUGUACUACCUCGUCAGCAUGCCGAGUAGAUACCACAUGAGCAACGUGAACCCCAGCUGGUGGCUUAGUAAACAAAAUAUGCGACCAGUUUUAAACUAUGGAGGCUGCAGUAUAACACUCUACUAUUCCUUUUCUUGCCGAUCCCGUAAUGAAGUGCACUGCAUCCGUCUUGGAAAACCACACCACAUUAAGCACAAUAUUUACAGUGCUUCCGGAAUGUAUCCACAGCGCUUCACUUUUUCCACAUUUUGUUGUUACAGCCAAAAUGUAAUAAAUUAAUUUUUGUCCUCAAAACAUUUUUUUAAUUUCCAAAUUUUCUUAAAAGUAAAAAACUAAAACAAAUCACAUGCACACAUGUAUUCACAGCCUUUUCACAAUACUUUGUUGAUGCACCUAUGGCAGCAAUUACAGCCGGGUUUCCUCCAAACAUGAUGCCUGACAUUCACGCCAAAGAGUUCAAUCUUUGUCUCAUCAGACCAGAGAUGUUUGUGUCUCAUGGUCUAAGAGUUUUUCAGGUGCAUUUUGGCAAACUUUUUACUAAGAAACGGCUUCUGUCUGGCCACCAUACGGCCCUAUUGGUGAUUUUCUGCAGAGAUGGUUGUCCUUCUAGAACAGGCCUAGGCAAUUAUUUUGACUAGAGAAAAAAUGUGUCUGAAGGCACGGUAAUACAAAGCCUCACAAUAAUGUCUGAUUGAAUGCUAAAAACGUUAUGACAGACCGCCUUAAAAAACAGAAUGGAAUUUGAAUUUUUUUUACUGAAUGAGACACCCAGAAUUAGGGCUGCGAAUCUUUGGGUGUUCCAUGAUUCGAUUCAAUAUCGAUUCUUGGGGUCACGAUUCGAUUAUAAAUCGAUUUUUUUUUUCUCGAUUCAACGCGAUUCUCGAUUCAAAAACGAUAUUUUUCCGAUUCAAAAGGAUUCUCUAUUCAUUCAAUACAUAGGAUUUCAGCAGGAUCUACCCCAGUCUGCUGACAUGCAAGCAGAGUAGUAGAUUUUUGUAAAAAGCUUUUAUAAUUGUAAAGGACAAUGUUUUAUCAACUGAUUGCAAUAAUGUAAAUUUGUUUCAACUAUUAAAUGAACCAAAAAUAUGACUUAUUUUACCUUUGUGAAAAUAUUGGACACAGUGUCAAGCUUAUGAGAUGCGAUGCAAGUGUAAGCCACUGUGACACUAUUCUUUUUUUUUUUUUUAUAAAUGUCUAAUGAUAAUGUCAAUGAGGGAUCUUUAAUCACUGCUAUGUUGAAAUUGUAACUAAUAUUGAUACUGUUGUUGAUAAUAUUCAUUUUUGUUUCACUACUUUUGAUUUGUUCUGUGUCGUGUUUGUGUCUCCUCUCAAUUGCUCUGUUUAUUGCAGUUCUGAGUGUUGCUGGGCCGGGUUUGGUUUUGGAAUUGGAUUGCAUUUUUAUGGUAUUGCUGUUUAUUGUUUUGUUGGAUUGAUUAAUUAAAAGAAAUUAAUAAAUUUUUAAAAAUAAAAUAAAAAAAUAGAUUUUUGAAAAAUGAGAAUCGUUACUGAAUCGCACAACGUGAGAAUCGCAAUUUGAAUUCGAAUCGAUUUUUUCCCACACCCCUACCCAGAAUGUACAUGAAAAUAAGAAAUGUGUGAUUUACAAUAUUAACUAUGAACGAGAAAACACUGAAUAUUGAUAACAUAUGAACGUCGUGCCCCCUCUCGCUCGACAUAUUUUACAAUCAAGAGAAACGCAACAAACAGCAAAAUAUGAACACAAAGGGUAAAAAUAAAACCCCACCUACAUUCUGAUAUAUCACUAAGCUUUAGAACUUUUUUGUAAAAAUCUCCUUCCACGUCUGUCCCUGACACCCAGGCUCUGACACCCACUCUGUGGAAACGCUCCCCAUCCACACUGCUUGGUGCCUCGUCUGAGCUGCUGUGACUUAGAUUACCAUAGUAACUAGUAUAUCAUGCAAAAGGGCAGAUUCCAACCAUUGAAAUACUUCAUAUAGUUCAAGACUUACGGUCAUUUGGAAACAUCACUGCACAUCAUAAUGGCAGCUACAGUUUCCAUCUUAAAGAUCUAAAAAAAUAAUUUGGGAAUGUCCGGCGGGCCAGAUUGAAAAGCUUAACGGGCCGAAUGCGGCCCCCGGGCCUUAAUUUGCCCAGGUUUGUUCUAGAAGGUGCUCCUCUCUCCACAGAGGAAUGCUGUAGCUCUGAUAGAGUGACCAUCGGAUUCUUAGUCACCUCCCUGACGAGACUAAGAUGAAUGUACAGAAACAUCCUGGAUGAAAACCAAUGCUUGAGAGGUGCUGCAAAGAGGAAUGGACAAAAGAUAGGUGUGCCAAGCUUGUGGCAUCGUAUUCAAAAAGGCUUGAGGCUGUAAUUUCUGCCAAAGGUGCAUCAUAUUAAGCAAAAGCUGUGAACACUUGUGCACAUGGGAUUUUUUUACUUUUUUAUUUUUAAUACAUUUGCAAAUGUGAAAAAAAAAUCCCAUUGUCAUUAUGGGGUAUUGUAUGCAUAAUUUUCAGAACAAAUACUGUAUUCCAUUUUGGAAUAAGGCUGUAACACAACAAUAUGUGGAAACACUGAAUACUCUCUGGAUGCACAUAUUGCAAAUAUUGUUUUCUCGCACAUUUUGUGCCUAAAGACGUGUUUAGUGUGGUGUAGUUUUUCAAGUCUUUACCUGUAGUAGUUUAAAACUGAGCAUCAAGAUGGUACAGUGCAAUUUAGCGAUCGUCAGUGAUCUAGCAAUCUUUUUGGCUAAAGCAAAAAGCAAACUCGUUUUUUUCUUUGCCUAACACGUCCAUGUUGACGGUGCUGUGAGAUGAUUUCAUAUUUUUGCCCCCUAAUCUGCAUAUUCUUGAAUGAAUUUGAGACAGUGCUGAAUUAGAAUUAGGAACCUAUUUUUGCACUUUGUAAUAUUUUAAAUUUGGAUGAAGCGAGUGAUUAGAUUGUCAUGUAGUUCUGUUAUUGCCUUUUAAUAAAAGACUAUAAACAGG
Molecule: messenger RNA, 3770 nt
Organism: Entelurus aequoreus (snake pipefish)
Lineage: Eukaryota; Metazoa; Chordata; Actinopteri; Syngnathiformes; Syngnathidae
Gene: pttg1ipa
Product: PTTG1 interacting protein a
Exons: 7
Coding region: 149-652 (167 amino acids)
Biological process (GO): protein import into nucleus
Cellular component (GO): cytoplasm; nucleus
Source: RefSeq, a predicted model, not a curated record